AUGAGAGGUGAGAUGUCAGAUGUGUCACAGAUGGAGGAACAGAUAUUGGCAAAUGUAAUAAUUUUUAUCUGCGGAAACUUGGCAGGAGCAUACCACAAACACCUCAUGGAACUUGCACUGCAACAGACGUAUCAGGACACAUGCAACUGCAUCAAAUCCCGUAUCAAGUUAGAAUUUGAGAAGAGGCAACAGGAACGUCUUCUGCUUUCUUUGCUGCCUGCUCACAUUGCCAUGGAGAUGAAAGCAGAGAUCAUCCAGAGGUUACAAGGUCCCAAGGCAGGCCAGCUGGAAAACACCAACAACUUUCAUAACUUGUAUGUCAAAAGACACACCAAUGUAAGUAUCUUGUAUGCUGAUAUCGUGGGAUUCACUCGCCUGGCCAGUGACUGCUCACCAGGGGAACUAGUGCACAUGCUAAAUGAGCUGUUUGGCAAGUUUGAUCAGAUUGCAAAGGAAAAUGAAUGUAUGAGGAUUAAAAUCCUAGGUGACUGCUAUUACUGUGUUUCUGGACUACCUAUAUCGCUUCAAAAUCAUGCCAAGAAUUGUGUGAAAAUGGGACUGGACAUGUGUGAAGCCAUUAAGAAAGUGAGAGAUGCAACUGGAGUUGAUAUUAAUAUGCGUGUGGGAGUGCACUCUGGGAAUGUGCUUUGUGGCGUUAUUGGGCUACAGAAGUGGCAGUACGAUGUCUGGUCACACGAUGUUACUCUGGCAAAUCACAUGGAAGCUGGAGGAGUGCCAGGCCGUGUUCACAUCACCUCAGUCACCUUGGCACAUUUGAAUGGAGCUUACAAAGUGGAAGAUGGGGAUGGAGAUGUGAGGGACCCAUAUCUGAAAGAGCAUAAUGUUAAGACUUACUUUGUAAUCAAUCCUAAGGGAGAGAAGCGAAGCCCUCAGCACCACAUUAGACCUCGAAAUACUCUUGAUGGAGCCAAAAUGAGAGCUUCUGUCCGCAUGACCCGGUACCUGGAAUCUUGGGGAGCAGCCAAGCCAUUUGCACACUUGCACCACAGGGACAGCAUGACCACUGAAAAUGGCAAGAUUAGCACAACAGAUGUUCCCAUGGGGCAAUAUCAUUUUCAGCGUUGCAGAGAGAGAACAAAAUCACAGAAAAGAAGGUUUGAGGAGGAGCUAAAUGAGAGGAUGAUCCAGGCCAUUGAUGGAAUCAAUGCUCAAAAGCAGUGGCUUAAAUCUGAAGACAUUCAAAGAAUAUCACUUCUUUUCUAUAAUAAGACUCUGGAAAAAGAAUAUCGAGGAACUACUCUGCCUGCAUUUAAGUAUUAUGUGACUUGUGCCUGUCUCAUAUUCUUCUGCAUUUUUGUUGUGCAGAUUCUGGUAUUGCCGAAGUAA
This is a messenger RNA of Antrostomus carolinensis (chuck-will's-widow), 1347 nucleotides long. Its product is annotated as adenylate cyclase type 2. Gene Ontology annotation, biological process: intracellular signal transduction; cAMP biosynthetic process; adenylate cyclase-inhibiting G protein-coupled receptor signaling pathway. Gene Ontology annotation, cellular component: plasma membrane. The coding region runs from base 1 to 1347 and encodes 448 amino acids. Gene Ontology annotation, molecular function: adenylate cyclase activity. The transcript has 12 exons. The record is from RefSeq and is a predicted model, not a curated record. Lineage: Eukaryota; Metazoa; Chordata; Aves; Caprimulgiformes; Caprimulgidae.